Henningerozyma blattae CBS 6284 is the source of this 1254-nucleotide messenger RNA. RefSeq names its product Sma2p (gene SMA2). The record is from RefSeq and is a predicted model, not a curated record. The coding region runs from base 1 to 1254 and encodes 417 amino acids. The transcript has a single exon. Lineage: Eukaryota; Fungi; Ascomycota; Saccharomycetes; Saccharomycetales; Saccharomycetaceae.
AUGUUUUUCAUUAAAAGGUUUGUAGUGUGGGGAAUUUUACUCAUCUUUUGUUUUGCACAAUUUUUAUUGAAUCUAACUGAUUUUUCUUGUAUAGUUUCAUCAAAUUUACCAAUAUGUGUGCCACAAUUUAAAUUUCGGAUAAUUGAUAAUAGUCAAUCAAUAAUAUCUUUUGAAAUCUUCAGAAGUCUUCGAGAAUUUUUAAAAUUACUUUCAUUUCUAAGAAUAGAUAUGGAGCCAAUAUCAACUGUACCUUAUAAGGAUAAUAACAGUCAAAAUAAUACUAGUUUAAUCGAUAUGGGUAAUGAACUUAUAAAUGAGAACAAAAAGGAGAUUCUUUAUAAUGAAGAAAAGUUGGUAAAUACAUUUAAUAAAAAUAUAGAAUAUAGAGUUAAUACUUUUGGUUAUUGUAAACUUCGAGAACAAGAAAAAAAUAAAAAUAUUACUGUUAAAAAUAAUAAAAUUAUUGAGAAAGAAUAUUGCCAACAAAAUAAUAAAUAUGGAAUGGAAAUAUUUGGAAUUUUAAUUAGAGACAUUGGUAUACAAUUGGGUAAAAAUUCAGUGAAAUAUAAGGAGAAUAAUAAGAUAAUUGGAGAUUCCCUUGUAUUAAUGAGCCAUUUAGGUAUUGGAUCUUUAAAUAAAUUUUUCAAAAAAGAUCAGAAUAAUAAAAAAAUAUAUUCUAAAUUAUUAUUCAGUGAUAAAAAUAAUACACAAUUACUUGAUACUAUCAAUAAUCCAAAGGAUACUAACAUCUCUGAACCCCCAAAAAAUGAUAUGUAUCGUAAAGGGAUCAAAUUAUUAAUCUUUUUAAUUAACCUUAAUAAGGGAAUCUAUUGGAUUUAUUUAAUUCAAUUUGCCAUAAGUUCAUUCAAUCUAAUAAUUAUACUACUAUUUGGAGUGGAAUUGUUUUUCAUGGGUAAACAUCAUAAAAUCUUUCCUAUAAUUAUUAAAUUAUCAGCAUUAGUGUUGAUUGUAAUCAGUUGUGUAGAGUUGAUUGAAAAAGUCAUCUAUUUUACUAUAUUAGAGUUAUUUAAUUAUAAGAAUCUUGAGAAGCAUAUAAACAAACGAGGCAAUCCAAUGGAAAUUAUUGAGUUUUCAAUAUUAGAUGGAUUUAAAAUUGGAUUUGCAAGAGUAAUUGUUCAAAUAGUUUACUUAAUAAUGACCAUUCUGUCAGCAAAUUAUUAUGGUGAUUGGAAAACUCGAAAAAUUGUUAAAAUGGGGAGUAAUAGGGAAUAUAAUAUCAAGGAUUAUCAAUAA